Oryza sativa Japonica Group (Japanese rice) is the source of this 2736-nucleotide messenger RNA. RefSeq names its product O-fucosyltransferase 35. Gene Ontology annotation, cellular component: Golgi apparatus; chloroplast; cytoplasm. Lineage: Eukaryota; Viridiplantae; Streptophyta; Magnoliopsida; Poales; Poaceae. The record is from RefSeq and is a predicted model, not a curated record.
CCGUUUCGCUUCGGUGCGGCUCCCACUACGCGCCUCCUCCUCCUUGUCCUCACCUCUCUCACUCUCCUCCCUUCACUUCCCAACCAAAGCGAGCUCCAUUAAUGGCGCCUCCCCUAAUCUAGCCGCCGUACUCGCCUCCUUCCCUUCCGAGACCACGCGCGAACUGCCCCAUGACACUCCCUCCUCCUCCUCCUCCUACUUAACUAGGAAAUCUUCGCGCGCCAGCUGAUCGUAUACCACGUACGUACACAUGGGCUACCACCAGCCCGUACACGGCGGCGCCGCGGCCGGUGCCGGCGGGAGUGGCGGCGGUGGCGGCGGCGACCACCUGCAUCAGCAUCACCACCCGCGGUUGCACAGCCCGCGGAUAUCCGGGGGCGGGUCGAUGACCCGGCGUGCCAACUCGUUCAAGCGCGGGGAGAUCGAGCUCCAGAUCGGCUCGCCGCGCUCGCCCCGCGGCGACGGCGUCGGGAGCCCCCUCGCCGAGUCGUCGUCGGCGUCCGAGGCGUCCGCGGGCGGCGGCGGCGCGGUCCACCACCACCACCACCAGAGCCAGCAGCAGCAGCUCCGGUUCCGCCUCUUCAAGCGGCCGGGGUCCGGCGCCGGGGAGGUCGUGCUCGGGCUGGGGAUCCGGGAGAGGAGGCGGAUUGGGAACCUGCUGUUCCUCGCGUUCUGCGGCGUGUGCCUGCUCCUCGGCGUCGCCAAGAUCUGGGCGGGCGGCUGGUUCGCCCUCCCCGGCGACGACAAGGACGCUGAUUUGCAGGAUCUCUCAAUCUCAUUCUCCAGUGAUGGAGGGUAUCAAUUUGAUAGCCACUUUGGACAUGUUGGAGGGAAAGAGAGUGACAGGAUGUUGAUGACAGUGGGAUCAGAAGACAGUGUUCCUGAGGCCCCCGAUGUCUGGUCCCAGCCAAGCAGCGGAAAGUUCAGACAAUGCAUUAUUUCGAAUUCUCAUAAAAAGGAAGAUUCUCACACAAAUGGAUACAUUCUCAUUAACGCAAAUGGAGGUUUGAAUCAAAUGCGGUUUGGGAUAUGCGAUAUGGUUGCUGUUGCUAAGAUCCUGAAGGCUACAUUGGUUCUACCUUCACUUGAUCAUACAUCUUUCUGGGCAGAUGACAGUGAAUUUAAGGACCUUUUCAAUUGGAGACACUUCAUUGAGUCACUCAAAGAAGACAUUGAUAUUGUUGAAAUGCUGCCCCCAGCAUACAAGCAUAUUGAGCCUGUGGCUAAAGCUCCAAUAUCUUGGUCAAAGGUGAAUUAUUAUAGAGAUGAAAUUCUCCCUCUUUUGAAAAAACACAAAGUCAUUUACUUUACGCAUACAGAUUCUCGCCUUGCCAACAAUGGUCUUCCUAGUUAUAUUCAGAAAUUAAGAUGCCGAGUUAACUAUAGGUCUUUGAAGUAUUCCCAAACAAUUGAAGAUCUUGGUGCUACCUUGGUUUCACGGAUGCAUCAGGAUGGAAGCCCAUAUCUUGCUCUCCAUCUAAGGUUUGAGAAGGAUAUGCUAGCUUUUACUGGUUGCAGCCAUAGCCUGACAUCAGAAGAAGAAGAAGAAUUGCGUAAAAUGCGUUAUGAGGUUAGUCAUUGGAAAGAGAAAGAAAUAAAUGGAACUGAGAGAAGAAGUAUGGGUGGUUGUCCUUUGACUCCCAGGGAAACUUCGUUUUUACUCAAAGGAUUGGGUUUCACACGAAGCACCAGAAUCUACUUGGUUGCAGGUGAAGCUUUUGGCAAUGGAAGCAUGCAGGCGCUGAUGGAUGAUUUUCCCAAUAUAUAUUCUCAUUCUACCCUUGCAACAAAAGAGGAACUUGAGCCCUUUAGAAAUCACCAAAAUAUGCUUGCUGGUCUUGACUACAUUGUAGCUCUCCAGAGUGAUGUCUUUCUUUACACGUAUGAUGGUAAUAUGGCCAAAGCUGUACAAGGUCAUAGGCGUUUCGAGAACUUCAGGAAGACGAUCAACCCGGAUAGGAUGAGUUUCGUGAACCUGAUAGAUGAAUAUGAUGAAGGAAGGAUGUCUUGGGAUGACUUCAGCUCAGAAGUGAAACGUAUACAUAGAGAUGGAGAGCGAAUAGGGGCUCCAUAUCUCAGGGAGCCUGGGGAAUUCCCCAAGCUAGAAGAGUCUUUCUUUGCAAAUCCGUUGCCGGGCUGUAUAUGUGAGAAGCUUAAUGACGAGUGAAUAUGUAUAUAUUUGACGAUUCUUUAACCAUCUACGCCACAGGUCAGGAGUUCAGGAUAUAUAGUGCCCCUCUGCUCCUUGACAGUGGGUCAGCAGCAAUAUGCACAAUUAUUUAGUCAUGAUCACUUGACCAGUGAAUUCGUGCUGAUGAGAGUUCAGAGACGAGACACCAAUUUUCAGGUUCAUCCCACAAAAGUUUGCUGCAUGAAGAUCAUCAGAUAUUGCAAAUACGAAAACCAUGUGAGAAGUCUGGCAGCUGCUAAUCAAUUUUCCAGCAGCCAGAGCAUGCCAUCUGAGAAGGCUGGAACAUCAGAGCAACUGCAAUCAGUAUACGGAAGGUAAAUACCGCGGAGGAGAUUACACUUACGGCUUUGUAUUGCCAAUUUGCCAUAUCAUAGGUUUUUUGGUGCACAUGGUGCUUCCCAAUCUUGCUGUUGCUAAGCUGUAUUUUGUGUAGACUCAAUACAACUGAAUUUUGUCACUUGUAUUUUAUCUGGAUAUAUUGAAUUAAACGAAAGAGAUUUUGUCUGAGGCUCAGAGUCAGUCUGGAGCCCCUGCUGUUCCUGUCC